GAAGAGUUACUGAACCAGGUUCCACAAUGGCACUUGUCAUUGCAAAAUUACUAGUGUUGGCGCUUCUGGCGCUUGGGACAUCCUGCCAAGAGUCGUCCCCAAGUCUGGAGGAGCUCGUUCGAGAUCUUCACCUGCGGCUGAACCUGAUGUCGCUGGAGUUUCACGAGCAGAUGGAGCAGCUGGUCACCGAGCAGCAGCUUUUGCGUCAAUCCGUAGAGAAGCUUAGCUGGGUGGUUGACCGGGUUGACCAGUCGAUGAAGAACAUCGAAAAUAACCACGAUGUUGUGAUGAGAAAUCUUUCUCACGUAACGAGUCAGUCUGAUGCCAUAAUGGUCAACCAGCAGUUCUGUGCCAACCACGACCGUUUGAGGGAUUUGUACUUCGAGACGCUUCCGCGAUGUCAGGGACCUCCGCUGCCUCCAGUCACAACCGAGCCUCCUCCAACCACAACCGAUAACUCUGCAAUGUACAUUUCUUGCUCGACUGCUCCUCCGAUAUCCGGAGUGUACAACAUCAUCCUCAACUCCGGUCACUUGAUCCAGGUGUUCUGCGAACAGAACCUGCAAGGUGGAGGUUGGGCCGUGUUCCAGCGGCGUAUGGAUGGCUCGGUAGACUUUAACCGUAACUUCAUCUCAUACCAAAACGGAUUUGGAGACCCGCGGGGUGAGUUCUGGCUGGGGCUUGAGGAUCUACACAGAUUAUCGCAGCAGAUGGGUCAGACCGAGCUGCUGGUUGAUAUGGAGGAUUUCGUGCAGACCUCGCAAUACAUGCUGUAUAGAGAUUUUGCGAUUGGGUCCUGGAUCGACGGUUACAAAUUCACGAUUGGCAACAUUGUCACGGGAACGGCUGGGGAUGCCUUGUCACAGUACCAACAAAAGCAAUUCGUAACGUAUGACCAGCACGGAGGUUCUAUUUGUGCCGCACACCUGGCAAGUGGAUUCUGGCACUUUGAUUGUGGCUCGGACUUGUUCAGAAAUAAUUUGAACGGCAAUUACGGAUUAGGCCUGGGCCAGCAAGGCGUUUGGUGGGGAACGUUUGGUGGAGCAACGAGUCAGAAUCGGUCACCGUUGAAGAGAGUGCAGAUGAUGAUAAAAUUUUAAAACAUGAUUGUUAGCUUCAAUAUCAAAUCGUUGCGGUCAAAUAAAUUUUCAAAUUUAAAAUAAACAUAAAUAUGUG
Molecule: messenger RNA, 1176 nt
Organism: Culex pipiens pallens (northern house mosquito)
Lineage: Eukaryota; Metazoa; Arthropoda; Insecta; Diptera; Culicidae
Product: ficolin-3-like
Exons: 3
Coding region: 27-1100 (357 amino acids)
Source: RefSeq, a predicted model, not a curated record